GAGGUGUUGAGGACAAAGGUACACAACAGACACAAAUACCUAUUUGCUAGACAGAUCUAAAUAUUGACGACGGUAUUCUUGUAUUCUUGUAUUUUAUUUGUAAAGCAAUAUUUAUAUUGGAUAGAAAGCGGUAGGCGGAAUUUCUACUGAAGGAUUACCGUCCAUCGUAUCUGCAAAACACAGUUCACUGAUUUCAAUUAUAAAAGACUAAUCAUCAUAUAUUAGGUGUCGUUUAAUGUUACAAUAUUUGGUAUGGAAGAAGAUUCAACAAGCAAGAAAAUAUCUCUAAAGUUUUCUGAACAUGAAGAAGAGCCAGAAUUUUCCCUUCUUGAAUUAGACAAGGAGUUGCAGAAUUUAUUAGAACAAAAUUCGGAUGAACAAAUUGUUUUGAAAGCAGGGUUGGACUCGAAAUCUUCAGUUCUAUGCACGAGUAAUAAUACAUAUUCUGUUCGUCAAUUAAUACAGUCAAACUCCUUGAUGCUAUUUCGGUCCUCUCAUUCCUCAGAAUGGACUUUGCAAGACACGAAAUAUAGUUACUUGGAAAUAGAACACAUCUAUGGAUCCAUUACAAUUGAAGACAAGAUUUCCUAUUGGGACGAAGAUGCUCUCGAGGAGAUUCCUUCGUCGAUAUCCUUCCAAGACUUUAUUUGUCAAGUACCAGCUAGUGAAAAUGAAAUUAAAGCCUUUUUGGGAUCAAAUUUCAUUAUAAUUAAAGAUAAUACUCUUUACAGACUUUCCCCCUCUUAUAUAAUGACACUUAUUGAUUGGGUAUUUGCAAUAAUGCACCAACUUCGUGCCGACUUUUCCGCUAUUAGUAUACAAGAGUUUAAAAAAACAGCUAUUGCAGAUCAAUUUGACACCGAUGCUGUAGUCGCGAUUUUGUGGAGUAUCUCAAGAACUCCUUUUUUGAGUCAGGUUGACACAGUCGUCAUUGACAAAAGUCUGGUUUGCUUUUGGAUAGGCCGGUUUAUACUAGAAGAUGUUAUUACUACGGAAGUUUCUCACUUUCUGUCAAAAUGGACAGAGAAACUUCCCGAGAGUUGUAAAGAUUUUGUAUCACUAGAUCUCCUCAAGGGAUUUUAUUUCUAUGCAGCGCCCGACACGAUACAGUAUUUUUCUUCCUUACAGUUACCUCGAGACCCUACUCGCUGUUUUCAAGUUUUAUUUCAAGCCAAAUCUAAAUGGUUAUAUGACGAAAUAUGGCCGUUUGUUGAGAAUUUAGCGGUAGACAAGAGCAAAGUAGAAGCUUUGCUUUUAAAAUAUGGAAGAAAACAGGUUACAAAAAACGGUGUAUAUAUAAAUAGUAGAAGUACUUGGUAGUUCUGAUUAGCAUUUCUUUGCUUCACCAAUACUUUUUGGCAUAAUAAAAAUAAAUGAAUUCAAAACAUUAUAACAUAAAAAAAAAGGUUUAAGCAAGAAUAAAUCAUC
Molecule: messenger RNA, 1428 nt
Organism: Schizosaccharomyces cryophilus OY26
Lineage: Eukaryota; Fungi; Ascomycota; Schizosaccharomycetes; Schizosaccharomycetales; Schizosaccharomycetaceae
Product: DNA replication factor C complex subunit Dcc1
Exons: 4
Coding region: 253-1320 (355 amino acids)
Biological process (GO): mitotic sister chromatid cohesion; maintenance of mitotic sister chromatid cohesion
Cellular component (GO): chromatin; nucleus; chromosome, centromeric region
Source: RefSeq, a predicted model, not a curated record